AGGCCGUCAUCGCUGGAGUGGUAGCGCCGCUGUUUCCUCUGGGAGCUCUUUCAGUAAUUUUUGUCUUGAAGAGAUUCUGACCAUCCGAAUCUUUAUUGAUGAGACUGGUGGACUGCCUGAUUCAGAAAGGAACAAAGCUGGUGAUGAAAGUGGAAAGAGGGAGGUGCCUCACCACUGUCCUCAGGAACACUGGACAGAGGGCUGUGCUGAAGUCUACUGCCACUGGAACCAUUCCUGUUGCUGGCCAUUUCAUUCCUGGAACCUUUACUAACCAAAUCCAAGAAGCCUUCCUGGAGCCACAUCUUUUGGUGGUUACUGAUCCCAGUGCUGACCACCAGCCUCUCACAGAGGCAUCUUAUGUUAAUCUACCUUCCAUUGCUCUGUGUAACACAGAUUCUCCUCUGCACUGUAUGCACAUUGCUAUCCCAUGCACCAACAAGGGAGCUCACUCAGUGGGUCUGAUGUACUGGAUGCUGGCCAGGGAAGUUCUACACAUGCAUGGCACCAUUUCCCAUGAACGCUGUGAGAGGUCAUGCCUGCUCUCGACUUCUACAGAGAUCCUGAAGAAUGAAAAGGAGUAACAGGCUGCUGCUGAAAGGGCUGUGGCCAGGGUGGAAUCUCAGGGUGAAUGAACUGCUCCAGCUCCUGAGUUUACCACUACUCAACCUGAGGCUGCAGACUGGUCUGAAGGUGUGCAGGUGCCCUCUGUGCCUAUCUAGCAGUUUCCUACUGAAGACUACAGCCCCAGCUGCUCAGGUCACUGAAUGGAUGGAAAAAAACCACUGAGUGAUCUUAAACCUGCUCUUCCACAGACUCUUAUAUGAAGUGGAAAUAAGGUUGAUAAGGGAAAUAAAAGUUUCUAAAAUAAUAAUAAUGAUAAUAAUAAUAAUAAAGGGGCCAAUAAAACCCAACCUAAAACCACAGUAAGACAUAGCCUCACCCUAAUUACAGUGCUUAUUAUCAAAAACACAAAAAAUAAUGAAUGCACAUAUGGGUGGGGAAAAAGGAGAACUUUUAAUAUAAUUGGUAGGAAUAUAAAUUAGUAUAACCAUUAUAGACAACAAUAUGAUAGU
Molecule: messenger RNA, 1073 nt
Organism: Tupaia belangeri chinensis (Chinese tree shrew)
Lineage: Eukaryota; Metazoa; Chordata; Mammalia; Scandentia; Tupaiidae
Product: 40S ribosomal protein SA
Exons: 3
Coding region: 99-581 (160 amino acids)
Biological process (GO): translation
Cellular component (GO): small ribosomal subunit; ribosome
Molecular function (GO): structural constituent of ribosome
Source: RefSeq, a predicted model, not a curated record